AUGGCGCUUGAACAUUUCAGCCACAAGCACACUCUAAUCUUCAAUGAAGACCUACAACAAAAUGAAAAUUCUUCUUGCUUCGGGUGCAAGGAACCAAUUUCUGGCCAAAGCUACAGCUGCGAAGAGUGCAAUUUCUUCCUCCACAAAGCCUGUGCAGAGCUUCCUCGCCAGAUUAAACACACAUUUCAUCGCAAACACCCUCUUAUUCUUCAAGAAAAUCCUCCACAUAAUGAUUUUCCAUGCUUGUGUGAUUCCUGCGGCAAUAUCUGUGGGAGUUUCAAGUAUCAUUGCUCUCUUUGUAACUUUAGUCUUGACAAGAAAUGUGCUUUGCUUCCCUGCGUUCUUGAACCUGCAAAAAACAAUCACCAAUUUAUCUGGUUGUUGGACUCCAGAAUCCCAUAUAAUUGUGAUUCUUGUGGUGGGGAUGGCUUCUAUGAUUCUUACGCUUCCUUAUGUACCAUAUGCCAAGUCCUUGUCCACUAUGAUUGUGAGUCAUUGUUACCAAUAUAUCCAACAAUUGCAAUAAGAAUACACGAUCAUCCACUCAUCCACACAUUUUUCAUUCAUGAAAAUGAAUCCGGAAAGCAAUAUUGUGGCAUCUGCAAUGAUGAGAUUCUUACGGAUCAUGGAUGUUACUUUUGCUCGCAAUGUAGUUUUAUUUCCCAUGCAGGCUGCGCAUUUGAAAUAUUCAUUUAUGAAUGUAAAACUGUGAUGGCUCAGUGCAAUGCAGAGGAAUCUGUAGAUCACUGUGUGAUAGAAAAGAGCACCAGAGUUAAACCAAUGGACUCGAUCAAUUAUGGGAUAAUCGAGAUGAAAAUUGAAGAUGACUCGACAGCUACGGAGAUGGAGAUCGAUAAGUUUAGUAAUGCACAUUGCCAUCUCAAACAUAUUAGCCACAAGCAUCCACUGGUCUUCAAUGAAGAAGAGCAACAGAAUUAUAGUUACAUCAAGGAAAAUUCAUGCUUCGGAUGCGAGGAACUAGUGUUGGGUCCAAGCUACAACUGCAGCCAAUGCAAUUUCUUUCUUCACAAGACUUGUGCAGAGCUACCGCUCAAGAUUAAGCACCCAUUCCACCGCAAACACCCUCUAGUUCUCAUUCUAGACACCUCGAAUGUUUGUUGGCGCCGCCCAGCCUGUUUUUUCUGCAACGAAAGUUGCCGAAGGUUUGCAUAUAGUUGCUCUAAUUGUGCUUGUUACCUCAACAUCAAGUGUGCUACGCUGUCUUGUGUCAUUGAACCUGAAGCUCAUGAGCAUCAAUUCAUUCACUGGAUGAGGGCCAUUCCAUUCACUUGCAAUGCCUGCGGUGAAAAGGAAUCAGAACAAACGCCUUAUUUUUGUACCGCGUGCCAAGUCAAGGUCCACAAAAGCUGCAUUUCGUUGCCACAUAGUAUCAAAAUAAUUCAGCAUAAUCAUCCCCUUUGCCGCAACCAUUUCUUUCAUGAAAAUGUGUCGGCAGGCUCUCUGAAUUGUGGAAUUUGUGAGAAGGAAGUGAAUUCUGAAUGUGGGAGUUAUUAUUGUCCUGACUAUUGCAAUUUCAUUUCCCAUGUGAGCUGCGCAUUGGAGUUCGAAGAUAAAAUCAGAAAUGAGAAGGCCUUGUGUCAAUCUCAAGGUUUAUUAACAGACAGAUCUGUGUAG
Pistacia vera is the source of this 1635-nucleotide messenger RNA. RefSeq lists its product as uncharacterized. The transcript has a single exon. Bases 1 to 1635 code for a protein of 544 amino acids. Lineage: Eukaryota; Viridiplantae; Streptophyta; Magnoliopsida; Sapindales; Anacardiaceae. The record is from RefSeq and is a predicted model, not a curated record.